Messenger RNA from Folsomia candida, 1098 nucleotides. RefSeq names its product trypsin-1. The coding region runs from base 54 to 926 and encodes 290 amino acids. The transcript is spliced from 7 exons. Gene Ontology annotation, biological process: proteolysis. NCBI's taxonomy places the organism in Eukaryota, Metazoa, Arthropoda, Collembola, Entomobryomorpha, Isotomidae. Gene Ontology annotation, molecular function: serine-type endopeptidase activity. The record is from RefSeq and is a predicted model, not a curated record.
UUUGGAAAUUUAUUCGUGCAUUCAUAUAUUUGAUUUUCAUAUCACUCGUCAAAAUGACUUUUCUUGCCUCUAGUUUUGCUGUGUUCCUACUCUCGGUUAUGGUUGGGAUCCGAGCUGACGAUGGAAUGAGAAUAGUGGGAGGGGAAGCUGCCUCACCGGGGGAAUUUCCAUACCAAGUUUUUAUUGAAAAUGUGUUCAACUCCACCGAAAUUUUAAAAUGUGGUGGUGCUUUGUACAACCAAGAAUACGUCGUUACAGCUGCCCACUGUAUGUACUUCAAGGAUCUGGGAACUUACGCCAACCCAAAACGCAUCUGGAUCACCGCAGGAACAACGGACUUGGAAGAAGGUGCCAACGCUCCACAAGGCGACAUUAAUCGAGACAAGCAAAUCACACGAGUUGUUGAAAUUAUUCCUCAUCCCAAAUUCGAAUAUAAGAAAUAUGAAGGAGAUCUUGGAACCAUUCCAACCUAUGACAUUGCUUUGUUGAGAAUGAACCCUCCUCUUAAACUGAAUGAAAGAACACAACCAAUUUCCCUGGCUCCAGCCGAUUACGUAGUUCAAGGAAAUGGAACUGUCACUGGGUGGGGUCGUCCUGACCCUUACGGAAAGUGGACGAAACAAAUGCGAAAAGUGGACAUUCCUUUAGUAGAUUGGCAACAAUGUGCCAAAAUGUUCAAGGGGUAUGCCACGGUCACUCAAGACAUGUUCUGCUCGGGCACGUUGGAAGGUGGAGUGACGCCAUGCAACGGAGAUAGUGGUGGUCCUGUGGCUUGUCGAUAUGACAAUGACCCUUCUGGUCGGUCUUUCCUCUGUGGGAUUGCCUCCUUCGGUCCAAACAGAUGUCCAAACUAUUCCGUGUACACUCGAGUUUCAGCCUACGUCUCGUGGGUCGAAGAACAAGUACAGAAGCGUCAGACAGCCUAAGUCAAAACUGAUGGAUGAAGAGGAAUCAAUUGUAAAUGAAUAUUUUUAUUGAUUCUUGAUUAAUUUCUAUAAAUGAGUUAGAUAGUUCUGUCAAUAAUUAAGGGGGUGAAAUAUUCUGUUUGAAAUAUGUUUUUCUUAAGUUAAUCAAUAAAAUUAAUGUUUAGUUUAUAAA